AUGCCACGACAAAAUACCUUCACCGUGGUGCCCAACCCACUGGGCAUGCAAGGCCUGAUCUCGCGCGACGAUGCCCCGGCUACAAAACCCCAGGCGAUGACCUCCAAACAAGCCAAGAAGCUGUACAAACAAGCCACGAAGCAACCGAAACUCUCCAAAGCCGAGCAGCGUCGACUGGAGUUGGAGGAGCAAGAACGAAUCCGCAAAGAGCUUGACAAGCAGAAAUCAGCCAACAAGGCGAGGAUUGCGAGAGAGAAGAAGAAGGCAAAAGAGUUGGCAGAGAUACAGGCGCGGAAGAAGAAGGGGUUGCCGCUGGUGGAUGUGCAUCCAAGUCAGGGUACGAUUUUGCGGUUCGUAAGGGUCGGCGUGGUUAGUACGGCUACGAAGAGGGAUUCGAGUGGGAAUUUCAAGGGCAAGGCUGUGGAGCAGCAAAGCCGGACUGUUUCCCCGGAGAGAGACCAUUCGAAUAAGGAGAAUAUUCCGGAUGUUGGGGAAGAGGCGGUUGAGAGUCCGAGAAAGCGACCACGAUUAGACGAGAACCCACCGAAGAGGCCAGAUAGGCUUAUGAUACCUGACGAGGAGAACAUACAACGGGAGGGUCCAGCCACUAUCGCCAAUAAGGAGGACAUGCCACGGGUGCAGGACAGGACAGGGAGUACCAGUCAGCAAAACUCUCAGCCACUGCAGUCAUGGAAAGCAGGCUCUCAGUUGAACAGCAAGACGAGUACACGUACGGAAUCCAACAACGAGAGGCUGGAGACUCCUGAGGAAGUUGUGAUGGUUGUGCCCAAACCAACAAGGCUGCAACCGGACAGGCACCUAGAGGAUAUGGGUUUAAGUCGACCGCAAUCGGACGUGGGAGCCUUGCAACCGAAAGAACAUGGUAUUGUUCCUUCGAAGUCGGCGCCGGCUAGGAAGGUCGUUAAACCACUACCGACUGGCAUGCGCCCAAGACCUGCUUUGGGGGAAACUGACGGGAAUCGGUCCACUCCACCAAAGGUGUCCAAGGAAACAGUGCCACUACAAGGCUAUAAGAAGCAGGAGCUCUUGGACCAGGAGAAGCAGCAGCAAAUGCCAAAGGACAACUCUCAACCAAAACCUAGAGUCUCUACGCCGAAGCCUUCGGUGGCUGAUGUAGCUGCGGAAGCGGCCAAAUCAUUUCCGUCCCCUCAACCCCAUGUUGCCCCAAUGCCACCACCACCACCACGACCCUCGGUGCCUGCUCGUCAGCCUUCAUAUGGUGCGAGACUAAAUCCUUCGGUACCCAAGCAUCCAGCCACAGCUCCUGCAAACCCACUCAAGCCGUCGUCUACGGCGGCCAAUCCCCACAAGUUCGCUUCCCCAUACAGACCUAUGGGUCCUCCAGCCUUUGUACCACAACGUCCCUCGCCUGGUCCACCAAGCUUUAAGCAACCUAUGGCCAGACCUAGCAGCGGGGGUAUUCAUAAGCCCAAAUUCCUUCCCAGGAACCACCUUCAAGCGACGGCUUCAGGAGCGUCUCUUUCCAGGAACAACAGCAAGAUGGCAGCAGGCCAAAACGUCAAUACGCCCCCAACAAGCACCCAGUUAUUCGUCAUGUCACACCUCGACGACCUCCUCCCAAGUCCAUCUCAAGAGCUUCGAGAAUUGGAGGAGGACAUUCAGCCUACGCCCCUAUCGCGCCCACCGGCCUUCAUAUCCUUGCCUAAUAAGCGAGGACGAGUCCCUGAGGCUGCCCCCAAAUCUCCUUACGCACCAGGACCAAGAAGGUUUACCCGUCAAACGUCGCAUGUCCAAAUCGCACCUCCGCGGCCUCGAAUGCAAGAAGUCAAGCCCGUCGAUGAUGACAUCUUCCCCUUUCUCUCCACUCAGGACUUGCUCUUCUCAUCCCAGGACAUACGGGAGCUGGAAAGCGAUACUCCCAGCAAGGUUAACAACCGAAAGGAGAGUUUCCAGCCUCCAUCCUCGAAGCCAUCACCCAAGACGGCCUCUCCGUCACCUUCGAUAAUAUCUAAUCAAGGACAUCGUCCAUCUCACACAGCGAGUGCAACACCGGUCCCGAAACCCGUACUCGCGAUGGUCUCUGAGAAACAGCGGGAAGGAAUACAUGCUCCCUCGAACCCCAGCCCGCUGGCUUCCGCGUGUUCAACUCCCAAAGCAAGCCCGCCCAUUGGAGACCAGCAACAAGCGGAAAUUCCAAACCCAAGUUUGCCCACUGCGUCAGCCGCCACUCCUCCCGCCCCCAAACCCACCCCUCCGCCUCGAUCCCCGUCACCUCAACGUUUCUUUGGCUCCAGUGGCGUAGGCAUGCAAAUCCUACUCGCCAUGGCAGAGAGCGAAAAGACCUUGAGGGAGGACGAAGAACGACGGCAGGAAAAGGCGCGUCGUGAAAAGCUAGCCGAGGAGAGGCGCAAAAAGGCAGUGGAGGAAAAAGCCAAAAAGGCAGCGGAAGAGAAGCGCAAGAGGGAAGCAGAGGAGAGAGCGAAGGUGAUGGAAAGGCUGCGGCGUCACGGUGAGGAAAUCGCCCAGUUGAAGAUUCCUUCGGCGAGAAGAGCAGAAUCACCGGCAGUGGGAUCGGAGCAGAGGCCUGCGACUCAGGCAAAGCAGCUGCCACGGCAAAGUAUCAAGCAGCUUAUACCUUCGAUUAGCAAGGUGAAGAGGCCAACAGCGGGGUGGGUGCCGGCGCAAAGGCCUAGCAUGGCGAAGCCGGUCAUUCAAACAGACCGUCCACAACAUCAACCGCCGCCGCCGCCGCCGCCGCCAAUGUCCGACGUUCAUGCGCAACAUCGGCCCCAGCAAGCACCACAGGUAACCAAGACAUCCUCAGCUCUCAAGCCAAAGUCCAGCCUCCCAGGACAGUAUCAGAUACCGCAGGUCUUGAAGGUGCCCCCUGCGCCAUCCCAAGAGACGGACUACGGGGAUGAAGACCUGGAUGGGCUAGGUGAGUUGGGAGGUAUGGGCCUCACACAGUUCCUGGGGCCAGACAAGGAUCUGUCUUGGCUUGAUGACGAUGAUGAUGAUUUCUGAUGCUGAAGAGGGUCGCAAAGACCCGUCAAAAGUGACGUUGGUAGAAGCGGCCGGCUCAUUAUCAUUUUGGGCCCGUUUACCUAUUGUUUCUUUAGCUAUCCGAUAUACCAGUACUGAUUAGAUGCCCGACAAAUGUCAUUUCAAGUUUUUCCGUUCCAGGCCUUUGAGCCCGUUGUGCCUUCCAAAAUUUCAUUUGCAUGGAUGACCAACCAGUUUGCAUGCGACGAUGUGAUAUGGCACAUAUGGAAAGAGCGAUGCUGGUGGAGAGGAGUAUGGUUACCUGCUGAGAUUGCUGGGCUUCUCGAUCUGAGAACGAUUUUCUCCCCGAAACAUCUUCUUCCAAGCUGCUCAACGGCCGCGACACUCCGAGCGACCUCCAUUACUUCCAAACCCCACUUUGUUUACAUCGCCAGGAAGCACUUUCAACACCAGG
Molecule: messenger RNA, 3439 nt
Organism: Neurospora tetraspora
Lineage: Eukaryota; Fungi; Ascomycota; Sordariomycetes; Sordariales; Sordariaceae
Exons: 2
Coding region: 1-3006 (1001 amino acids)
Source: RefSeq, a predicted model, not a curated record